AUGAAAAUAGUAAUCAUCGGCGGCGGCAUCUCCGGAUGCACCGCAUACCUCCAGCUCAAAAAGCAUCUUCCCAAACCACCCGCCUCAGAACGAGACCACGAGAUCACCAUCUACGAGGCGUACGACACAAACAAGGACACGACUUGCGACGAGCGCGAUGGUCCAACUCACUCAUCUACAUUAAUAGUCGGCGGAGGCCUAGGUAUUGGACCGAACGGGCUUCAUGUCCUGAAGCGUCUGGACGAAGAUCUCCUGCGUGAGAUCGUCCGUGGCGGAUACGUAGUCCCCAAAUCUAAUAUGAGGAACAAGAACGGACGGCUACUCGUACGCAUGAACGCCUCUGACGAGCCAACUUCGCCAGAUGAGUUGCCUAUGCACAUGGUUGGGUGCAGUCGGCAUUGGUUCUGGAGGUGUCUCCGUAUGCGCAUCCCGGAUUCUGAUAUUGUGACGAAACGGGUUGCUGGAGUCGUUGCUAAUCCCGACGGUCGGAAUGUGGUCAGCUUUGUUGAUGAUAGCCCUCCCGUCGAGGCGGAUUUGGUUAUCGGUGCGGAUGGGUUGAAAGGGAUUGUUAAGCGGGCGCUGUUUCCUGAGGCUGAGGAGGAUCCGUAUCCGCCUCAUUAUGAAGGCUUGUCAGGAGUCGGGGGCUUCAUCCCGGCUGACCAAGUCAAAGACGAUGUGGAGAAAGGCUCGAUGAACUUCAUCAUCGGCGGAAAUGGGUUCUUCGGCUACUUCUACUCCGACAGUGCCCCGUCAGCGCCUCACCGUGACUCGCCAUAUCAUGUCUCCGAGCCAGGCGAGAGUCUUGGCUGGUGGUCAACGUACCAAGUCGACGAGUGUCCGAACCCGAAGACAAUUGACAAAGAGGAUGUUGCGCGUCAACUACGAGAACGUCAUAGAAGCUGGAAGGAUCCAGUUAUACAAAAAGUGCUCGACUCUCUUGAUGUGAGCAGUAUGUAUCCUACCUGGACUAUGUCACCACUGCCAACCUGGGAACGGAAUGGAGUCGUGCUUGUUGGGGAUGCGGCUCAUGCGCUCCCUUCGACUUCGGGACAGGGCUCGUCGCAAGCGCUUGAGGAUGUGGAGGCAUUUGUUCUCUUUUUGAGCCACUACAUGGAAAAGGCCUAUGGAUCUCUCAAUCAUGAUUUGGAAUAUAAGGGGGUGAUCACGACUGCUGCGAAGCAGUACAUGGAGCUGCGUAUCCCUCGAGUCCAGGCUAUCCUCGAAGACGCCAAGCGAAGACAGAAUGUCAAGCGCAAUAUGGGUUUGAUUGAGGAGUAUAUGAUGUACUGUUUUAUGUGGAUUCUCGGAUGGUUUCCGAGCAUCUUCGCAAAGCAGUUGAAGGUUGUCUUCGACUAUAAUAUUGCUGAAGAGGUGAACAAGACGCUAUCGCGUGAAAAAUAAUAACCAUAAUACUGUCAUAUUCACUCAUCUCUCCGCUCUUAAUCCCAGCAGCAUCAUUGUGAUUUGCAGGUGAUAUCGUAAUGUACUCUACCGCGCAUUCUGUCUCUAUAUUCUCCGCAUAUAUACAUCACAAAUUAUGUGAAUGAUGUUUAAGCCACGUAAGGCACCUUUUCAUGUUACGAAGAAGGCUGCGAUAAUUGGCUCUUACUGUUUGAAGAGAGCUCCUCUUUGUUGGCCACUGCUACUCGCCCACUGUUUGUUAUUGUGUUACACAAAAAGCUUUACUCCUAACUGGAACAUUGAAUCUAAUCCUGUCUUCGCAACGACACGUUAGCUGUUAUAUUGAACAGACAACAAGCGUUCUCACUACCAUAGGAUGUCACGCUAUUAACGGUCUAUCAGACAUGGCUCCUUACCAUGUACUCUGGCCACCGCCUGGCCGUACGCGAAGGUUCGGCCGUUGAUUCCGCUGCAU
Messenger RNA from Aspergillus alliaceus, 1876 nucleotides. RefSeq lists its product as uncharacterized. The coding region runs from base 1 to 1401 and encodes 466 amino acids. Gene Ontology annotation, molecular function: monooxygenase activity; FAD binding. NCBI's taxonomy places the organism in Eukaryota, Fungi, Ascomycota, Eurotiomycetes, Eurotiales, Aspergillaceae. The record is from RefSeq and is a predicted model, not a curated record. The transcript is spliced from 3 exons.